GACAGCCGAGCUGAGCUGAGCUGAGCUGAGUGGUACCCGCACCGAGAGAGAUAGUCAAGUGCCUGUUGUUAAGCUGUCAAAAUGAACAGCGGCGAAGAUCUGGAAUUUGUGGCCGAGGCGUGCCGCGUGUCUGUGGGUGUGGCCGCGCGCUUGCUGGCCACCCACGGCGGCGAUGUGCAGGCUGCUGUCCUCGCAGGUCUGGGUGAUCGCUCGCCGACAUCGCCGGCUGGCCACGCCACCAAGGCCUCGGCCUCGAGCGAGGACGUCGUUUUGAUUGACUCAGAGUCUGACCAGGAACGCUCGCCCGCCGCCAAACGGAGUUGCCCGGGCGUUGGUGAGGCAUCCGUACCACCAAGCACGGCUCCCACGACACAGGCUGAGGCAGCGCCCUCAACGGCAUCCCAAGUCGCGAGCGAGCACACCGUCGGACAGCUGGGUGUGGUGACCUGGAACAUCAACGGUCUCACUGAGGAACCCGGCUUGCUCAAACCGCGUCUGCGAAUGGUGGCUCACGAACUGCUCCAGCUUCGUGGGCUGGACGUGAUCCUGCUGCAGGAAAUGACCACAACGACCGUGGCCCUGCUCCAACCCCUGCUCCAGGCCCGGUUCCCCCACAUGCGGGUGGGGUCGACGCAACCCUACUUUACCGCCAUGUACAGCCGAUUGCCUCUGCUGGAGACGCAACGCCUCGCCUUUGACCGCGAGGCCACCAGCGCCAUGUGCCGCAAUCUUCUCAUGGCCGAGAUUGAGCCCCAACCAGGCACACGGGUUCGCCUCCUAACCUCGCACCUCGAAUCACUCCGACAAGGUGCUACGGCCCGCGUCGCCCAAGCCCAGCGCGUUCAGGAAGAGCUCGCGAGGCCAGACUGCCUCUGGGCCAUUUUUGGCGGGGAUACCAAUCUUCGAGUUGCCGAAACCAAGCAGCUCAGCACCACGGCCAAGCAACACGGCAUCAAGGAUCUCUUUGACCUCGCUGGCUGCCCCAAGGAGGCCCGCUACACUUGGGACAUGCAGGUCAACGAUACCUUGCACAUGGACAGGGGACCUCGCAUGCGCCUCGACCAGCUCUGGGCCCGCCCCCCUCCAGACGACGCUGGCUUUGACGUGGCCCACUACGCGCUCAUCGGGACCCGCCGUUCCGAAUCCUUUGGCUUUGCCUCGGAUCAUUUUGGCAUCUGGACCAUCAUUCGUUAUACACCAGACACCUGCAAGACUCGAAAACAGGCUGCGCCUUGA
Messenger RNA from Monosiga brevicollis MX1, 1236 nucleotides. RefSeq lists its product as uncharacterized. The coding region runs from base 82 to 1236 and encodes 384 amino acids. Gene Ontology annotation, molecular function: single-stranded DNA binding; 5'-tyrosyl-DNA phosphodiesterase activity. Gene Ontology annotation, cellular component: cytoplasm; PML body. The record is from RefSeq and is a predicted model, not a curated record. Gene Ontology annotation, biological process: double-strand break repair. NCBI's taxonomy places the organism in Eukaryota, Choanoflagellata, Craspedida, Salpingoecidae. The transcript has a single exon.